Messenger RNA from Scleropages formosus (Asian bonytongue), 7455 nucleotides. Its product is annotated as DENN domain-containing protein 4C-like. The transcript has 33 exons. Gene Ontology annotation, molecular function: protein binding. Gene Ontology annotation, cellular component: cytoplasmic vesicle. The record is from RefSeq and is a predicted model, not a curated record. Lineage: Eukaryota; Metazoa; Chordata; Actinopteri; Osteoglossiformes; Osteoglossidae. The coding region runs from base 313 to 6066 and encodes 1917 amino acids. Gene Ontology annotation, biological process: regulation of Rab protein signal transduction.
GAUUGUGUGACGAAAUAGCCGGAAGCAACGCUUGUUCUUUCUUUCUUUCUUUCUACUACCCCUCCCCAGUCGGCGCACCUAUGGGCGGACCCAGAGUGCGCGCGCCCCUCCAGCAGCGCGCUCCCAAAAAAGAGAGCGAGCGCUCACUGUAAAAGUAACAGAGCGGUAACAUGGCGUCUGUGUGCGUACGCCGCUGAGCUCCGCUGGGGAGACAAAGUUUUGCAGGAACCCCUGCGCAGCUCUCCCGCCUUCAUGUCUACGUCCCUCCCGGCACUCUGAAGAAGAGCUGCCCUUCUCACAGUACGCCCAGCCAUGCUUGAGGAUAAAGGGCACCGUGUUACGGACUACUUUGUGGUGGCCGGGCUGACGGAGAAGUCCACGCCCCUGGAGCAGGACCUCUCAGAGACCAAGUCCAGCGGGCCCAAGGCUCCCAUCACGGACUUGGCGGUCAUCAACCACUCGGCGGGUGAGACCGUACCUGAGGGCUUCACUUGCCUGGAGAAUACUCCUGGCGGACAGCCAGCCAACCUCAACCAUGGCAGCCUCAAGAGUCCUGAGCUCUUCCUGUGCUACAAGAGGGGACGUGAGAAGCCUCCGCUCAUCGAUGUCGGGGUGCUAUAUGAAGGCAAGGAGAGGGUGAUCCAGGGCUGUGAGGUCAUCCAAGCCACACCGUAUGGCCGCUGUGCCAACGUGAACAACAGCUCUACCACCUCGCAGCGCAUCUUCAUCACCUUCCGCCGCGCAUCGCCUGUCCAGCCUCAGAAUUCGCUGGCUGUCACUGAUGUGUGCAUUAUCAUCACUAGCAAGGGCGAGACUCCACCCCACACAUUCUGCAAGGUGGACAAGAAUCUUAACUGUGGCAUGUGGGGCUCCAGUGUAUUCCUGUGCUACAAGAAGUCUGUCUCCUCAUCCAACUCGAUAGCUUACAAAGCAGGCCUUAUCUUCAGAUACCCUGCUGAGGACUAUGAGUCUUUCCCCCUAUCUGAAUCCGUGCCCCUCUUUUGCCUGCCCAUGGGAGCCAGGAUUGAGUGCUGGGCGCCCAACACCCGCUACCCUUUACCUGUCUUCUCCACCUUUGUCUUAACUGUCUCCUCUGCUGAAAAGAUGUACGGUGCAGCCGUCCAGUUCUAUGAGCCGUACGCAGUAGAGCUGCUGAGCGAGAAGCAGAAGACCCAACUGGGCCUGCUCACAGUGGUGGACAAACGGCCAAUCCCCAACCGGACAGUCCACACAAACAAGUGCAUCUGCCUGCUGUCCCGCUGGCCUUUCUUCCAGUCCUUCCGCAAGUUCCUCAUGUUCCUCUACAAGCUGUCUGUUUCUGGACCCCAUCCGCUCCCCAUUGAAAAACACAUCUCCCACUUCAUGCACAAUGUGCCCUUCCCUUCUCCACAGAGGCCACGAAUCCUGGUCCAGCUCUCAGCUCAUGACAACCUGAUCCUCUCCCAGCCCGUGUGCACACCUUUACCCCUUAGCGGGGCAGACUUCAACACCCUGCUGUCCAACCUAGGGGCUGAGAACUGCGCCACUCUGCUGCACUUUGUCCUGAUGGAGAGCAAGAUCCUGCUGCACUCAUUGCGACCAGCCGUGCUCACCGGAGUGGCUGAAGCUGUGGUAGCGAUGAUCUUCCCCUUCCAGUGGCAGUGUCCUUACAUCCCCUUGUGUCCCCUCUCGUUGGCGGGGGUCCUGAAUGCCCCCUGUCCCUUUAUCGUUGGUGUUGACUCCCGGUACUUUGACCUGUAUGAGCCCCCUGCCGAUGUGGUAUGCGUGGAUCUCGACACCAACACCAUCUAUCUAUCUGAUGAUAAGAGGCAUUAUAGUUGGAAGAACCUCCCAAAGAAACCAAGCAAGAGCCUGCUGAGUUCCUUGAGCAGUCUGCACCAGCAGCUUACUUCAGUCCUUAGGACUGCCCCGGAGGGCCUGGCUGUGGACAUGACCCCCAUGGAGGCAGACUUUACUUGGCACAAGAGGAAGACUGCUCUGGAGAUGGAGGUGCAGGAAGCCUUCCUGCGCUUUAUGGCCUCUAUCCUGAGGGGCUACCGCACCUACCUCAAGCCCAUCACCCAAGCGCCCUCGGAAAAGGCCACCGCCGCCGACUCGCUAUACGACUUACAGGGAUUCCUGAAGAGCAGAGAUCGCACCCACCAGAAGUUCUACUCGCAGCUGACCAAAACCCAGAUUUUCAUCCGCUUCAUUGAGGAGUGCACCUUUGUCAGCGACAAGGACACUGGCCUGGCCUUCUUUGACGACUGCAUUGAGAAGCUGUUUCCUGUGGACAAAGGCACAGACAAAGGAACUAAGGUAGAGGGCGAGUCUUCUGAAGACCCAAGACUGAUUGAGCUGGAUGAGUCUCAGAAGAGUGACCUCACGGUCUUUGUCAUGCCUCCUGAGCCACCGUCCGACGAUGGGGCCGACCCCGUAGCUCGCUACAGCUAUAAGAACUUCCCCCGGCUGCGCUUGGAGCUGUUUGACUGCCCCCAAGAGCUGCGGCCGGCACUCAGCAGCAAUAUGGCUGGGUCCAGCGUGUCCAGCAGCCCCGCCUUGUUGGCCAAGAGGACUAAGCAGGAAAUCAAGUUGGCCUCCAAGAUGGCAAAGCGCUUUUACCUGCAGCCCCAGCUGUGGGGACGUUGUCUGCUGAGCCACUGCUACAGCCUGUGGUUCAUUUGCCUGCCGGCAGGGGUGCGAGCUGCCCACUCCAAGCUGCGUGCCAUGCAAGAGGCCUACAGCGUGCUUCUCAAGAUGCACAGCACUGAGGUGGAGGUGCUGGAUGAGGUAUGCUACCGUGUUGUCAUGCAGCUGUGCGGUCUCUGGGGCCUGCCUGUCAUGGCUGUUCGUGUGCUGAUGGCCAUCAAGAAGGCGGGAGUGCAGCCCAACGCCAUCACGUACGGAUACUACAAUAAGGCGGUACUGGAGGGUCCAUGGCCCAGCAGGAACAGGAGUGGCCGUUUCAUGUGGGCCAAAGUGCGUAACGUGGUGCGAGCGAUGGUGCAGUUCAAACAGGCGGUUCUCGCCGGUCACGGUGAAAGGUCCCAUCUAAUCAGUGCAGGGGAGUUGGUCGGUUGCUCGGAUGGGCGGGACGGUGAUGGGGUGAGCCACGGCAGCACAGACAGUACGGACAUCAACGGGGAGGAGCACACCCUGUUCGCCCGUGACUUGGUUGUGGGAGAAACUGCAGAGAACCACUGCAGCACAGGUGGUCAGUCAGAUCAGGGCUAUGGGUCAAAGGAUGAGCUGCACCAGGAUUUGCUGGAUGGGCUUCAGGUGUCAGUUGCUCUCUCCAGCACAGAGCAGCCCACUACACCAAAAACACAACACAGCGGGGAACAUGCAAAGGACUGUGUGAUGGAUGGCACCAGCUCGGAGGAUACACCUCUGCUCAUCCCGGUUCCCAGCAUCGUGAGGCUGUCCACAGGAAGCUUUGAUAACACCACAGGCAGAGGGUCCAACAGCAGCUCCGGGGGGAAGCUGUUCACCUCACGCAGGUUGAGCGAAGAUGUGGCUCUGCCAGAGGCGGACAUGAUGCUUCAGCAGGGUGCAGCUCGGGAGGUGGACUCCCAGCUGAGGCGGCAGAGGGCCUUCUCAGAGCGCAGCUGCAGCUUCAGUGUGGAGAGCCGUGCUGGAAUGCUGCUCAAGAAGGGAAGCCUGGAGAAGAGCACAGACCAGAUGGUCACUGAGAUGGGUGCUGAUGCCAAAAUCCUGGCUGCUGCCCUUUCUGGGAGCAAGACCCCACCUGCCGAUGCCUCAGACCGCUUGAUUAAGGAGGGCUUGAGGAGCUACUGCAGCAAAUCGGAAGGAGAAGACAGUGUGUUUGCAGACGUCCAUGAGACGGGUGAGGCAGUCGGUACUGAAAGUGAAGCGGCAAUAGAGGUUCCCGCUGCCGAGAUUGAUCCUGUGGUGCUACGGGAGGAGGCAAAGCAGCGAGACUAUUCCAAACGGAGCAGCUCUUACUCGCGAGCUGUGGAGAGGGAGGAUGUGGAGAAGGGGGCUGAUCCCUUGUCCAUAAUGGCCACGGAGAGCACAGAUUCUAUCUCUGUGCAGAGCGAAGAGACUCAACACGUUACAUCAGUGGCAUCUCGCAACCUGGCUGAUGAGAUUGAGCUGUACAUGAACCUGAAGAGCCCUCUGGGCGUUAAGUCCUCCAGCAUGGAAUUCCACCAGGGGCCUCCAAAGGAAGAGGUACAGGGGUCAGAAGCAGUGCAGAGCAAGUCCCUCGAGAGGAGGUCCAGCCUUCCUGUAGCACCCGUAAAGCCACCCAGGUCAGCCUCUGAGACACCGAAACGGAGCCCCACUGUUCCCCGCUCCAAGACUUUUGCAGCAAAACCCAAGGGCCAGAACCAGCGUUCUGUGUCCCUGUCAGCGCUUGUCCGCUCCUCCCCGCACGGCUCUCUGGGCUCCGUUAUCAAUUCCAUCUCCUCCAUCAAGAUGGACAACCUGCUGUCUGGGCCGAAGAUGGAUGUUUUGAAGUCUGGCAUGAAGCAAGCGGCCAGUGUGGCCAGCAAGGUGUGGGGUGCGGUGGCCUCAGCCUAUGCGUACUCUGACGACGAGGAGGAACAUGGCCACGGUGAGGGUAACUUCCCUGCCAGGCUGGAAGAACACCUGCUGGAGGGCAGUGGGCAGGACAGUCCCAACCCCAGGGGUAUGGUCCCAGGCUUGGCCUCCAAUGGUCUCACACAGAGCAGGACCAGCCUGGGCAGUAGCGGGAGCAGUGACGCGGGGAGAGCAUCGCACCCCACCCACAUGAUGCAAGGAAGGCCAGGGAGGGGUCCAGAGUCAGAACAGGGUUCCUCUCAUCAUGCAAGCUCUUCCAGCAUCUACCAGAACUGUGCCCUUGAGGUGCUGAUGUCCAGCUGCUCCCUGUGUCGCUUUUGCGAGGCCCUGGUUUACGACGAGGAGAUCAUGGCCGGCUGGACGGCCGAUGACUCAAACCUCAACACCACAUGCCCGUUCUGCAAGAGCACCUUUCUGCCCCUACUCCACGUGGAGUUCCGGGACCUGCGGGGCACCUCCAGCUUCGUCCUGAAGCCCAGCCGAUCAGGCGACAGCAUACACAGCAGCCGUGUGCCUGAGACAUUGGAGUCCGCAAGGCCUGAGGGUGAAAUGCAAGACCUCAUCAGCUUCAGCGAGGGCCCAGAUGAGGCUGUGGGAGGAGCCAAGGGAAAGCAUGGAGACUUGCGCAACAGCCUGGGCCUGGAGGCGGUGCACUCUGGCACCAUGGAAGGGAAAUGGGGUACCUCUCUGACCCGCAGCAACAGUGUGAGCGGGGCUCUGCAGAGUCUGGAGGUCACCCCACGGCCUUCCCACGGGGUCUCCACCACCAGCUUACCCUGCAGCCUGCAGGAUGCGUCGGAUUCCCUGGGGCAGAGGCGGCCCAACCCCCUGCCUGUGUCAGUGCCCUACCUCAGCCCGCUGGUCCUGCGCAAGGAACUGGAGUCGCUGCUGGAGAAUGAAGGUGACCAGGUCAUCUACACCCACAAGUUCUUGAGCCAGCAUCCCAUCAUAUUCUGGAAUCUGGUGUGGUACUUCCGUCGACUGGACCUGCCAAGCUACCUGCCAGGACUCAUCAUGACCUCGGAACACUGCAACAAUGGCGUGCAGCUCCCGCUGACCUCCCUGUCCCAGGACAGCAAGCUGGUGUACGUGCAGCUGCUGUGGGACAACAUCAACCUGCACCAGGAGCCCAGUGAGCCGCUCUACCAGAUGUGGCGGACUUUGUUGGGGAAGAAGGAACAGUUGGCCCCCACAGAUUUCCAGGAAACCAGAUCUCUGCUCAACAGCAUUGUGAGAAACAUUCAGUCCAACGAUGUGACGAAGCCCAUUGAGCUCCUUCUCCAAGAAGUCAAGAAGCACCCAGAAGCGAAGCGCCAGAGGAGCAUCUAUAGAGAGAUCUUGUUCCUUUCACUUGUGGCUCUGGGACGGGAGAACAUUGAUAUUGAGGCCUUUGACCGAGAGUACAAGAAGGCCUUUGACGGACUCGGCCCUGAGAACGUGAGGGCUCUGGGCACAAUGGACAGGCCUCCCAGCAUCGGGGUGCAAUGGUGCCUGAAGUGUUUUGGAGCACCAGUCAUCUGAAGACAUCUCCUGAAGGACUGCACCCGGGCAGUAGCAGAAUUUAGGCUUGUCCAUUUCUUGCCUCCGAUUUCACCCAAAGAAUACUUUUUAAUCGCACCACUGGGCUUUUCUUUGCCUGUGCCUCAUUCACCUGCUCUGCCAGCCUUAAUUUCUUACUACAUCUUUAUUUUUGUAUAAAAGCUUAAAGCUGUGUAUGUUCUGUGCUGAUGUAGUUUCUCUAUUUCAGGUGUUUAGAAUUAUGUUAGUUUGUCAUACUUGAAGGAUGUCAUCCUCCAGAAAGCAGCCUUUUAGUGACAUGUUCCAUAUGAUGCUCUGAGUCCUAUCCUGACGUUUCCAGUCCAAGUACCACAACUGUCUGCUGCUUCCUGUGCUGUUGUGGCUUUAUGUUCAACAGAACAUCUUAGAUAAAACCUGUUACUACUUUUGUUUCCAUUAACCACUUAGUCCUGCUUAGGUAAUGUGCAUAUUAAAUGUAUAUAAUUAACAUAUGUAUACUUCUUAAGCCCCUGUACAUAUUAAGUUUUCAUAAGGGUUGGCUUUAGGUUUUCCUUAAUUUUGUACAUACUCUCAAAGGACAAUCUGAAUCAAGGCUGUGUUAGACAUGAGGGAUUGUUACAGUUCCCUAUGACUGUCUUUAAAAGCUACAGUAUGCAGGCCCAUGAUGCAGUGGGACUGGGGAGGGUACAAGGGAUAUUUCUAUACUGCUUUGUAUGUUCUGGUGUCUGUGCUGAUGAGAGGGAAGAAGGUGCUGUUGACACAUUCCAAACAGGAGAGCCUGUGGAGUGCAGAGUGACUCCAUGGACAUGCAGGGAACACAGUCCAGUCUUUAACAAUUCCAUGUUGGCUGAGAUGGAGACUGUCACAGGACCGCACGCAGCACAGGCUCUCCUGCUGAACACUCGACUCUUGGGAACGCUAAAUGUGUGUUGAACAGAAGCCCUUGUGCUCAGCAUUUGAAAUUGGGGAAAACAUUCCAUAUGUCACAUUUGUCAUAGGAUUAUUAUGCUAGUUUAGUACUGAAAGAUUUUAAUAUUGAUCAAGUUUGAGGUGUUGGGAUAAAGUUCAGGGAUAAUGUUUUAUAGAAGGCACAAUAUUCAAUUAAUGGAAAGCUUUUAGGCAAAGGCUUAAGUCUAUGUCUGUGUUGGUUCUCUUCUAUAACCAACUUCUUGAAUUAACCCUGACUUGUCUUUUAGCAGGAUAGUUCCUAAAGGUGGAAGGGUAGGCUGUGUUGCACAUGUGAAAUAUUUAACCUGUCUAAAUUUAAUAGGGGAUUGCUGUCGUCCAUUAAAGUAACAUUGUGCUUAAUUUUAGACAGUAAAGCAACUCUGUGCUGUCACAAGGAUAAGAUUUGAGUGUCUGUGGAAAACAUUAAUAAAAUGCAUCCUCUGA